This is a messenger RNA of Adineta steineri, 363 nucleotides long. The record is from the annotation of a GenBank genome assembly. NCBI's taxonomy places the organism in Eukaryota, Metazoa, Rotifera, Eurotatoria, Adinetida, Adinetidae.
AUGCGUUACCCAUGUAUUGGUUUUCCAUCUUGUUUGAAAACAUUUGAGAAUGGUUAUGUUCUUCGCAAUCAUCAACUAUCCUGUGAACAUGCACAAAGAGAAAUAAAUAAUAGAUAUAAUCGUCAAGAACAUGCUCGAACAAUUCGAUAUGAUUAUACGAUUAAUGGAAUGAAAAUGAAUCAAUUUUAUCCAACAGCACACGGUUUAGAUCAUGUGGAAAAAUUACAUUUUCGUAAUUUUUCUAAAGCUGGAUAUACAACAAAACAAGAACCAUAUCGAAGUCGUCUUCUCCCACUUGAUUCAUUAGUAGUCAAAAAUCAAGCAAGAUCAACGGCAAUGGAUUUUAGCGGCUAUUAUACAUAA